AUGGCGGAUACUCACGCUGCAAUACGUAUGUCCUCACCUACGGUGGUUCCUCCGUCCAAAAUGCCAUCAACUCGAGCCAUUCAAGAGACCAGGAGCUCCACACCAACAGGGAACAACAGCAAUAGCUGCAGUUCAUUACCAAUACCUGCACAUCGACGGUCUACCACUCGCUCGAUGCUACUCACUGCGUCAACACCUGCGCCUCCAUCUCGCUCCGGUGGUCGAGUCACGCCGCCCAUCAGGAUGGAAAUGAGCAUCACAGAGCAGAUCGCCAGACAAACACGCAAGUCCACGGUGCUCGACCCAAAGAACGCCUUGCUGCUCAUGGCCAUCCCAGACUAUGACGACUAUAAAAUCAUGCAGCCCUAUAGCUGCAGGUCGCUUUCCAACAAGAGCAAGUUCGUUGGCGGUCGUGACUUUAUCACACGCCACAACCCACAAGAAGUCAACGAUUUCAAAAUGAAAUAUUCGCGCGACGUAGGCAACCUGAAUCGACAUCGAUCCAUCUUGGCACCGCCUACAUCCAAUCUGCCAGCUACCGGUUUGUUUUCAUCUUCCUCCGAAUCUAUCGGCUCUCUAGGUUCACCUAACAAUAAUGACAAGUGGCUCAAAGAUGGUUCAUUAUGGCGGAAGACUUUCACGUCCACCAUGAAAGUCUGCUGGGUGCUCACCGAUUACGGCAUUCAAACACUUAUCGGACCUGAGUACAGACUAACUACACGGACUCCAGUGCUUCCAGCGAUACCGUCACCAGGGCCUCUGAAGCCACUGUCACUCCCGUUAUCUUGUCGAUCAGCGAGACCAGAAACCCCUUCAUCGCUUGCAGCAUUCUCUGCACGCGAAUCGGCUCGAAAGGGCUUCGGAGUGGACCUAGCGGACGAGAAAACGCUAGCAGCAUUGUCACGGUUUGCAGUGAGCACCCCAAAGUCACGCAAGCCCCCCUGCUCUCCGUCUACACGGUUUACCGAUCUGAAAGCCCCAAAAAGCGAUGAAAGCUCUUCGACGCUUUCAAGUUCUGAAUCACGCACGGAUGGAGCGGAGUUGCUUUCACUCGCUCCUUAUGCAGAUGUGUCAUGGGAACGCAACGAUGAAUUUGAACAAAAUGACUCUGCUUCGCCACAAGAUACAAACUCGCAGAAGAAGACCGUGGGAUUCUCGCUCGCUUGUCCAGCAACUACUACAGAUCUACGGCUCCCAGUGGUUUCCUCGAUGACUCAGAAUUUUGCAGUAGAGGUGUCACCUCCUUCACUUGCGCUGGGCACGUUGCUAACAGGACAAGUGUAUCUGUUUCCCGUGCGAGUCCGAAACGUGGGGUUUCGUCAGGAACGCUUUCGUGUCAACCGGGUAGUUGCCACAUGUGCGGGGUUCAGUGCUAGCAUUGCGGAAGCGAAUUAUCAACGCGAAUGUGCACGCUUGGCGCCUGGAUUGGCGGCGAUUGUGACGGUAGCGCUAAGUUUCCAUCACCCCGGUCGAGCGACAGGUUCUCUACGUGUGGAAGCUGAAGGCCUUGGUGCUUGUGACGUCGAGAUAAAAUGCACCGUACGAUAG
Molecule: messenger RNA, 1548 nt
Organism: Phytophthora nicotianae INRA-310
Lineage: Eukaryota; Oomycota; Peronosporomycetes; Peronosporales; Peronosporaceae
Exons: 1
Coding region: 1-1548 (515 amino acids)
Source: RefSeq, a predicted model, not a curated record